AUGGCGGACUUAGAAUAUCAGACUACCAAAAACCUGUCCGACAAAGGCUGGGCUAACCUAUUUGGCGCCCAAUGCGCUCUGGCAGACGUCAUCGCUCGUUUCGCACUGGCCGUCACGCAAACUGAGCCCUCGGCCUGGACUACCGGCCUCGUCGAACUGAGGCUUGAGUUGCUGGAUGGCUACUGGAGCGACUUUCAGGCCAAUCAUCUGAGGCUUAUCGAGGCGCCUCCUCCCGAGAAGCAGGAGUCACUAACCCAAAUGUACUCAACAUCGGAGGAUGAGUACAUAGAGUCACGCGCCCACCUCUACAACGCGAGGAGCACCCUCGCACCACCCCCUGGCAACAGUGGAGCAGGCCCCGGGCGCGCUACAUCAAGUUGUGGAACCCGCCUGCCCCGAAUCAGCAUUCCCGCCUUCUCCGGGAAAAGAGAAGACUGGGAGAGCUUCCGGGAUCUCUUUCGAGCGCUAGUGCAUGACGAUCAACAGCUAACCAAUGUCGAGCGACUGUUUAACUUAAAGUCUCUCGUGGAGGGAGAUGCCAAAACAGCCCUCGACGCAAUCCAGAUCGUUGGCGCCAACUACUCGACGGCUUGGGCCGCGCUCAAGGCACGGUUUGAACACCGCCGUCUCCUAGUACACGACCAUUUAACGGCACUACGGAACAUCAGGCCUUUAAGGGACGAGUCGGCUAGAGGUCUGCGGAGCUUUCUUGAUACGCUGGGUCGCCACCGGGAUCAGUUGCAAGCAUUGGGCCGUCCUGUCCUCCAGUGGGAUGACUGGCUGAUCUCUUGUGCCAUGACCGGCAUGGACCCAACUGCCCGGCGUGCCUGGGAGGACGAGCUCAUGCUGCUCGAGGGCGCCGACACAAGGGCUGGGAGUGAGACUGCGACUUUCGCCGCCAUGACGAACUUCCUUCACCGACAGUGCCGCGCUCUCAGCUCCAUUGAGGCAUCUCGCCCAGCACGGCCAGCGAGCACGCCCAGCAUCCGUCCGCCAGCUUCAACAUCUUCUAGGCGGCACUAUCGCUCCCUCACAACCAGCGCAGCUCUGCCUCCGUGUCCGUCCUGCAGCGAAACCCGAUACCUGGGGCACUGCGCUCGAUUCCAAGGCCUCGACGCGCACGCUCAGCGAGACCUGGUCUACCAAGCCCGACUAUGUUUUAAUUGCCUCCAAACGGGCCACCUGUUGAAGUUCUGCCCCUCCCGAUCUGUUUGUCAGCACUGCCGAGAACAGCACCACAGCCUGCUUCACGACAGCAGCGGUCGACGGCCAUCGGACCCAUCUGACGGUCUGCCAUCACCAAAACGGCUGAAGGCCGACCCCGUCGGUGCAACCCGUGCCGACGACCUAAGCCCGUCACCCUCUUCCUGA
Messenger RNA from Copidosoma floridanum, 1371 nucleotides. RefSeq lists its product as uncharacterized. The record is from RefSeq and is a predicted model, not a curated record. Lineage: Eukaryota; Metazoa; Arthropoda; Insecta; Hymenoptera; Encyrtidae.